AUGGCGUUAAGUGUGCUGGCCAAUUGUGCUCGUCAGAAACUAAGCAGAAGAGAAGUAAGUUACCGUAGGGUCGAAAUUGCGUACAAAAGUUCUCUUUUAGCUAAUUCUAUCGCGUCUCGUCUGUUUUGUAGAUAAGGAGACUGGAUGGAAUAGCAGUUCUUGGUGAGUACAUACAAAAUCCAACUCUUUGUGAUCUACUGUUCUCCUAAAAAACCCCAUAUACAUAGUUGCUUUGGAAAAACAAAUCUUGGAAGUAUUUCCAUGUAACUACAUGAUAUUCUGAAACAAAGGCGUAGUCCCAUACUAAAUCUAUUGUGUUGGCAUUGUUUUCUUUAUCUAAGACUUAACCCUUUAACUCCCAGGAGUGAUUAACAUGUAACUUCUCCCUAUAAUAUCCAUACCUUAUCUAGUAAAGAGAUAAUGAGAAUUCUCAAACUUAUCAGGUACAGGUUUUUUUUGUCCUGAUCUAACACCAAAUUCUCAUAACUAAGUUACAGGGAAAUGUGUAGCAGCUAGAAGGGAGAAUUUACAAUCAGAUCUUGGGAGUUAAAGGAGUAAUGGUUUGCAUCAUGUAGUAUGGAGCUGUGCAGAAUUCGAAAUCUUGCCAAAAUCUUUCUUAUCAAAGAUCAUGCAGAUUGUUUAGAGGUGUGCGUACAGAUAUUUUUCCUCUUGCUAGACAGUCUGGAGAUUGGCCUUUUACAAAGACCUUGCGGUAUUUACAUGUAACUAAAAUUAACUUUAGCCUUUAUUUUGGCGGGAAAGCAUGCAAGAAGAUUUGCCAGUGGACUUCAUCUGUUCUAAGUUCAGUGAUCAGUUUCCCAGAAUGAAGCUGAACUAAAGCUGCAAGCUUCAAGGAAUGGGCAACAUUGUAGGGCAAAUAAACAUGCAUGAUGGAGGUUAUCCUGUUAGCUGUCGCUUUAAUAUAUAGUUGACUCCCACUCCUGUAGCAACUUGGACCUUCAUGGGAAAUUGAAAGUGGUUUGAGUUAUUGGGAGGUUUUUAAACUUUUAUUUAUUACUACAGAAGCAUGAAGUUCAAGGUAGCUAGGGUUACUGAUUUAGAGAUAAAGUAUAUUUUUUUCUUCUUUUAUAUUCCCUCAGCUGAAGUUCUAAAGAACAAUGUGAAAACCAGCAUUUUAAACAGGACAUCUAGAGCAUUAGCCAACAUGGCAGAAGAUGAGCUUAGUGUACAGGUCAUGGAGGAGCUUGGAGUUAUUCAUGAACUUGUUAAGCUUUUAACAAAGACAUCUGACAGUGAUUGCCAAGAGUCCAUCAUAAGAGCAUUGAGGAUGGUGUGCACAAAUCCAGCUAGAAAACAGGCCAUAGUGGAUUUAGAUGCUGUUAAAACCAUCAUGGAAAUCUUGCAGUCCCAGAAGCCUUCACUUGUGAAUUGCUGCAUAAAAACUGUAGCAGAGCUUACCAAGGAAUGUAGUAAGGAAUUUGCUCAGCAAGUUCAAGAUUGUGGUAGUGUCAAAUACAUUGUUAAGCUAGCUAACAGUGAACUUUUACAAGUGAGGAACUCAGCCACUCUGUCUUUAGCAAACUUAGCCCAUCAUGCUCAUGUGCGUGUUUGUAUAGGCAGUGAAGGUGGGAUAGAGGCUUUGACUAAGCAACUCAAAAGAGAUGAGCUGGGGCAUGUUACUGUCAAGGCAAUUGAAGGACUCUGCUAUUGUUGCAGAGAAGGCAUCAAUCGUGUAAGGGUUCGUGAUUCUUCAGCAUUGGAACUAUUAUUGAAGAUUUUGUUGUCAGGAAAAUGGUUGUCUCUUGAGAAAAAGAUUGUUUUUGCAUUUGCACAGUAUUGUCACAGCGAAAAAGACUUGGAAAUUCUCCUUAAUGGAGAAUUAGUUCCUGGUCUAAUUAAUCAUCUUAACAGGAUUAUACAUCAAAUUCAAUCCAGAAGUGACUUUGAAGAUCAUGAUGAUGGUUUUACAGAUCACCAAUCAUUUACAGCAGACUUUUAUACAGAUUACUCAAUGAGGACAAACACAGUAAGAAGCUCUUUUUCUGAUGUUAGUGCAGAGGCACUGAAGGAUGAAACUUUCCUCAAGAAGCUGGAAGAAACAGCAAGGGAGGUCACCGACACUAAAGUGACAGGGCGACUUUCAAAGUUCAAAAGGAGACUCAAACUAAAGCCAUCACCCAUUCCGACUACCCCUCCUCCAGGUGUGUGUACCAUAGGACAGUCUGUGUUCAGUUUUGCUGCCAGACAGACUGAUACAACGACAUUGGUGUCAGUAUGCACCUUUUCUCGCAGUGUUUCAUCUCUUGCAUCCUCCUGGCAUGACCUUGCAACAUUGUCAACAGCAAGUUGCCCGAGAGUGUUGUCAUCACAUCAAGAUUUUUCAAAAACACAGAGAGAAUGUGAUUUAUGUGAACCAACCCUAGGUCUGACUUGUGAUGAUCCUAAUUCAAUGUGCACUGAAAAUCAAACCCAGGUAAUGCCAGGUUCUCCAGUUGGCCAAAGAAAUUUGUUGACCCUACCUCUUAGUUAUAGUAAUGUUCAAGAUGAACCUGUGUUAGUCUCUCCUCUGUCGCCAAAGGUUCAGUCAGGUCUACAUCAUCGCAGUUUUGGCCAGAGUGCUCUUACCUUACUAUUGCGUAUUGCACACAUGACCAAUCCAAGCACUCAUCUUGUUAACAAGCCUUGCAUUCAAGCUUUGCUGGAUUAUCUGCGGUUGGUGGACAAUCCUAACCCCAAGUGUGCACGUAUCCUAAAUCUUCUGGCAGAAAAUGCACUUUGUUUCAGAGAUUUAAUAGUGCAUGGAGCUGUGGUUGCCAUUCAUCACCAGUUAUGCUUCAUGAAUUGUGAAUAUCAGAAGCUUCAUGAUCCUGAAUUAAAUGCCCAUUCAUCUGAGGAACAGAGAUUGCCAACACCCUUCAGAAAAAGAUUCAGCAGCCAAAAUUCUGAAGACAGUGUAUUUAAACCAAAGGACAAGAUCAACCCUAAUGCAAUGUACCAGUCUGUGUCCUCAGUAACCCAAAGCUAUUGUCAGGAAACGGGAAAACAUUUAUUAGAGAUCCUUUCAAACCAAGCACAAACCCUCUGUGGAAAGGGUGAGAUUGAAAACUUACUUCUGACAGGAUCAAAGGAAGAGCAUAAAGAAUGUGUGCUUGCUCUGCCACUCCUGUGCAGGUAUUUAGUUCCACAUUUUGUUUAUGUUAAACAACAUCCUUGCCUCAUCAAAGAGAUUUAAUUUUGGAUUAUGUUUGUGUUCAUGAACUAAAUGUAUGUUCACCUUUUGUUGAGACAUUUUUAGAAACACUUUCCUGCACACAGGGGCUAGUGACAUAAAGCUGUGCCUAGGAAUGGCCUUCUUAGAGAAUCCUGUGAAAGUAAACGUAUGGGUGUUCAGCUAGAUGUAAUCUAAGGGUCCUUUGCAUUUUGUUAUUACAUGGUAUGCCUUUUUCCAUACCAGAUUACAAAUUAUUUCCCAUAUCACUGACAUCCUCAGGGAGGCCACUUUAAUCAAUUAGGCCCUGAUUUUCUAUAUACAGUUACACAUACCUAUAUACAUAAAUAAAAUAUGUCCCAUUGGGUGUUUUGCUCUUUUGCCCCCCCUCCCUCCCUCCUCCUCAGCAUGGCCUAUUGAACCACAUAAACCAGCAAAUUGUGUCCACCAUGUUUACUUCUCAAAUAUGUUGUUUGAAGCACUUGCCCACCUGAAGGAAAACUUACUACUUUUGUUAAAUGGCAUGAACUCAAAUGCCACCACAGGAUAUUUUAGGGAACAAAAAAAACAACAACAACAUUUAAAAGCUAUGUUGUCAUUUUUCUAGGACCACUAAACUGAGACAGCAAAUGUUUGUGGAAAGGAAAGGCUUAAAAAUGCUGUGUGAUCUUUUCAAAUCACUCUCUUCAACUGGUGAGACCUUUCCAAUUGCAGUGGAAUCUGUGAUAGUUUUGGCAAAUGAGUUACAAGUAAUAUUCCCUGGUAAUGUUACCAGGAUGAAAAGUGAAGGUAUUUCUAAAGAUCUGACUUCAUCAACCAUUGAAGAGUCAAACCCAGAUGCAUCUGAUGAUCUGCACCAAAUGAAAAAGCUGAAAAAGGAGCUCAGCAACAUCCAGGCUCUUUCCUCAAGUGAUGAGCAAGAUUGUUCCUCGUGCCUGUACCACACAAAUUCCUUUGGUCCUCCUGAUAUUAUAUUUGUGAUGGAAAAGGGGGAUAAAGUUGUAGCACACAAGCUACUUAUCAAAUCAGCCUCUGAUGUUUUCACUGCCAUGUUGUCAGAACAUUUCUUAGAAUCAACACAGUCUAAAAUCUCUCUUCAAGACAUUUCUGAGGAUGUCUUUGAAUUUGCAUUACAUCACAUGUAUGGAUGCAAGAUCACUCCAAAUGAAGAGAUCUCUAGUGAAAUGAUUUCUUCUCAAUCAUGUUGUGAGGUGUUAAGAAAAAAAGUCAUAGAAAUUCAAGUGAAUGACAAUGAAUUACAGUUCUAUUUGGAUCUGUUAACACUUGCUGACAGGUUUUUGUUGGACAGACUGAGAACUCUUUGUGAAAAAUUUCUUGUAAAUCUUAUUGAUGCUUCCACAGUGCUGCAAAUUUACAAUUAUGGUUAUCGAAUUAAUUCUCCAAAGUUGUGUUUGCUUUGUCUCACAUACCUUCUAACCAUUAACCUCUCAAAUUUGCCAAACCAUCUGUAUUUGUUCAAAGAACUGUUCAUUAGUAACGAACGAGGACAUCUUGCAGAACAAUUGUAUGAAAUACUCCAUUCUCAUUUAAAAUGUUAA
Molecule: messenger RNA, 4728 nt
Organism: Pocillopora meandrina
Lineage: Eukaryota; Metazoa; Cnidaria; Anthozoa; Scleractinia; Pocilloporidae
Source: the annotation of a GenBank genome assembly